CCCCAUGGAUCCAAACAUCCAGGGGUCCUUCCUGUUCAACAACAGCCUGAACCAAUUCCCCUCGGACCUCAAGGCCCCCGUGUGCCAGUACUCAGUGCCCAACUCUUUCUACAAGCUCAACCCGGGCCUCAACAGCCAGCUGCAGGCAGGGACCCCUCACGGCAUCAGCGACAUCCUGAGCCGCUCCAUGGUGGGGAUGGGCUCCACAGGCACCACCACCCUGCUGUCCGGAUACUCUACCAUGGGAGGUUUCGGCCCCUCCGUCACCAGCACGUCCAUGUACUAUAACCGAGACUACAACUCCAACCUGGGCGGCUUCUCCAAGCCCGGCGCCGAGUGCCCCAUGAAGGGCCGCAGUGUGAGCUGCUGGGCGGAGAGCGGCUGUGACUGGAGAGGAGGGAGGCAGCAGUGCACCAACAGCAGUGGUCCUCUGGGCGAGAUGUCAGGCAGGAAGAAACACACCAGACCAACCUUUAGCGGCCAUCAGAUAUUUGCUCUGGAGAAAACGUUCGAGCAGACAAAGUACUUGGCCGGGCCUGAGAGAGCGAGGCUGGCUUAUUCUCUGGGCAUGACUGAAUCACAAGUGAAGGUGUGGUUCCAGAACAGACGCACCAAGUGGAGGAAGAAGAGCGCCUCGGAGCCGAGCUCCACGCAGACCAGCCACGCGGGGCAGAGCGGGGAGGCCUCGGAGAACGAGGUGGAGGACGAGGAGUACAACAAGCCCCUGGACCCCGACUCUGACGACGACAAGAUACGGCUGCUGCUGCGCAAACACCGCAGGGCUUUCUCCGUCCUGCGCCUCGGGCCGCACCACGUCUGACACGCGUCACGCACACGCGCGCGUGCACACACACACACACGCACACGGGCUUCUCUGCAGACCUGCAUGCUGUAAUAAAAGUCACUAGUUUUGAAUACAAAGUUUGAUGAAUGAGCAUUUACGCAUGUUCAGAAAAGGUCACUAACAGACAUCUGGAGCAUCAGAGGGUUCAAUAACAGACCAACAGGCUGUAAAAUGAAGCUAAAACACGUUUACUUUUCCAAGUUACUGUAAGAACUGAUCUCCGGCCUGUUACAUGUUGCACUGGUAUGUCUGGAGGUUGUGUCGCAC
Molecule: messenger RNA, 1111 nt
Organism: Chelmon rostratus (copperband butterflyfish)
Lineage: Eukaryota; Metazoa; Chordata; Actinopteri; Chaetodontiformes; Chaetodontidae
Gene: nkx6-3
Product: NK6 homeobox 3
Exons: 3
Coding region: 5-820 (271 amino acids)
Biological process (GO): cell differentiation; regulation of transcription by RNA polymerase II
Cellular component (GO): nucleus
Molecular function (GO): DNA-binding transcription factor activity, RNA polymerase II-specific; RNA polymerase II cis-regulatory region sequence-specific DNA binding
Source: RefSeq, a predicted model, not a curated record